Callorhinchus milii (elephant shark) is the source of this 1854-nucleotide messenger RNA. RefSeq names its product ligand-dependent corepressor-like. Gene Ontology annotation, molecular function: DNA binding. The coding region runs from base 1 to 999 and encodes 332 amino acids. Gene Ontology annotation, biological process: regulation of transcription by RNA polymerase II. NCBI's taxonomy places the organism in Eukaryota, Metazoa, Chordata, Chondrichthyes, Chimaeriformes, Callorhinchidae. The transcript has 2 exons. Gene Ontology annotation, cellular component: nucleus. The record is from RefSeq and is a predicted model, not a curated record.
AUGACGCACUGCCCUAAAGAGAAGCGUCCUGGGAGAAGUGGCCAACCGCCCACGGACUGUGUGUGGCACAUCACAGAAGGUUCACGUCCAAAGCCAUUGAGAAGCUGUCAGACUGACGGCUUUGGGAACGCCGUCGUCCUCCGGAUCCCGGUCACACGCUCGAUACAGAAAAACGAGGAGCCAGAGAGCAGGAGCGAGACCUCAGCAACGCCUUCGAACUUGGGCCCCACAGCUCAGCCCCGAGGUCAGCACUUAGUGUUAGCCCGAGAGGCCCCCUGGGCCAAACCACACUACGAGUUCAAUCUGGGACACGUCAAAUUCAGGGGAAACGACACAUGUAUAGACGGCAAGGAACUUCCUUUCCAUCAGGUGGCCUUCCAACGGGGAUCGGCACCAGCAAAACAAGAUGGCAAGAGGGACCAAGGCCAUCUGACCUCAGUGGAUUUGAAGAUCCCGCAAGUCCGUGGCUUGGACCUCUCAUGUGAAACGAACGCCACAAACCAUUACACCUACAGCCCAUUGCUGGUGAACUCACAGCUGGAAAAUGCACUUCACAGAAAACUCCGAGUGAUCCUCCCCAAGCAGAACGUGUGGCAUAGGAGAGGGAUUGGGAGCUUGGCUGAUGGGGGUCAUGGCUCCUGGGGCUGUGAGACCGAGCGGCCGGCCUCCAGCAGUAAGCCACAGCAGCAGCAACAAGCCAGCUCCGACCAGGACAGCGACUCCAAACAGCCCAGGAAGAAGCGAGGCCGCUACCGCCAGUACAACAACCAGAUCCUUGAGGAGGCCAUCGCCGUGGUGAUGGGUGGGCAGAUGAGUGUCUCCAAAGCGCAGAGCACCUACGGGAUUCCACACAGCACCUUGGAGUACAAAGUGAAGGAGCGCUUGGGCACUCUAAAAAAUCCGCCAAAGAGAAAGCUCAAGCCCCCCCAGCCCGAAACCCCCCAGCUGGGGGACGAGGCAGAGCAGAGGGCCAGCCCACCGAAGGAUGAAGAGUGUUAGACAUCAAAGGGAAACUCUUGACACUUGGGCCAGCACCAGCACAGCAACCAGCCUGGGAGGGAGAGAUGGGAGGUGGGGGAGGGGGUGUGGUGGGAUGCGAAGGGGUUAGGAGAAUUCCCUUCCCCUCUGAGGACAAUACCGUCAGUGCUUAAUACUAACCCUGACUGCAGACUGAUCCCUGAUUCCCCCUCUUCCACCCCAAGCCCCGAGUGUGUGAGUGCAGUCUUUUUCUAAAUGCUGUCUGUCCGUGCACUAGUGAGUGAGUGAACUUAGCCGUGAGCCAGAGACAUUGUAAACGGGAGGCCGAGGGCACUGCCACUUUCAAACCGCGAGCUAAACCAGAGGAAGGUGGUAGGUUGGGGUUUAGUCAUGUACGCACAGCUGUGUGCGUUAGGGCUUCCUAUCAAAGGCACGUUUCCACUGCAUGGUUGUGAGCCAGGCUGCUGCCAGCCAUGCAGGGUGAACGGGUGGGACAGGGCUCGCGUGAAUGGAGGUAGGCACAGCAGGGGGGACCAUGUACACCGCAUUGGGAUGCAUUGAGAGACAAACAAACCUGAUGUCAGUGUCUCGCCCCACCAUCUUCAGGUGGACCUUGUCCAUUUGUCUCCCAUCCCCUCAAAUGGGGCAUUUAAAGCGAUGUAGGUCAAAAUGGCUUCCCUCCCAGCAGUAUAAGUACACCAGAGAUGUUGCUAAAGCCAGAGUCGGCUUUACAGGGCCUGCCCUCGCCUCACCAGCACAGAAAGAAAUGAAGCAAGGUUACCUCCCAUUGUUUGCCCUUUUUAAUUUUGCCUGUAAAAUCACAGUAACUACACAUUACAGUAAGUUGUGUGAAGCACUUUUAGUUAUCCUCCUGAC